This is a messenger RNA of Vicia faba (fava bean), 543 nucleotides long. The record is from the annotation of a GenBank genome assembly. NCBI's taxonomy places the organism in Eukaryota, Viridiplantae, Streptophyta, Magnoliopsida, Fabales, Fabaceae.
AUGUUACUUAGAAGCUCCUCUACUCCAACUCUAAGUUCAUUGUUACUCUAUAAUUUCAAAGAGUCCUCUCUUGAGCCAUAUCAUACUCUUAAACUUCCUAGAGCAAUAACAUUUUUUAGUCUAAGCCAAAACAAGACUAAGAUGGACCUUAAAAACACAUCAAGUCCUAAGAAAACAAUUUCCUUAGAAAGAAAUGAAGUGAAAGAGGCUAAGAUGAUGCAAACUUCAAUGAUGGGUGGUGGGAUGAAGAAUAAUGGUGGAUGUAAAAGUGGUGGAAGAGGAUCAGAUGGAGGAAAUGGAAAAGGUUGGAAUCUCAAUGAAGGAAAUAAUCAUGGUAGAGAUAAGAUGGAUUCUUAUUACCAAAACAUGAUUGAAUUACACCCUUGUGAUGCUCUUUUGCUCGGAAAUUAUGCUAAGUUUUUGAAGGAGAAUUUCCUUUGGGAUGGUGAAAAUGAAGAAGAUAAAGACUAUCAAAUUGAAUCUGAUCAGAGCCAUCACUUACAAGAAACUAAGCAUUUCCCUCAUUUAACAGCAGCUUCAUAA